AUGGAUUGUCCAAUUCUCGUAUGGAUGCUCUACCUCAAUCGAGAGAUGAACAAGGAGGACUAUGAAAGUUGCUACACCGUAAUGCAAGAAUGCGUCACUCAUGCUAAUGUCAGAUACGCUCCCGACGGACGCGAGACCUACCGCCAGAUCCUCGCGUAUAUGCUUCCGCUGUUGAUGAUGCGGCACCGACGGAUACCGCGCAUCAAGUGGCGCGAUCAUGAGGGGCCCAAUGGUAAGCACUACAUUGAGCAGGACUUUGACGCGAUGCACUCGAAUCGCGUGCGUUCCAUGAUUGGUUAUCACCUUGCGUACGACAACAACCUUGUGGGGAUGGUGAUGACGCAGGGGAAGCAGCGGGACGUGAUCAACAUCGGGCUCGGCGUGAAGCAGCUCGCAGUCUCUCCGCCAGACAUCAGCGUGGGUGCGUAUGCAGAGUCGUUCUAUCACAAGCUGACCCCGCUGGAGCUCUCGUUCAUCGCGCCAGACCACGGCGAGACAACGGUCCUGCGUCGGCUGUGCCUGCUGCUCGCGUUAAAGCAGUCUUCGACGUCGAACACCAGACCGUGA
This is a messenger RNA of Sparassis crispa, 567 nucleotides long. RefSeq lists its product as hypothetical. The record is from RefSeq and is a predicted model, not a curated record. NCBI's taxonomy places the organism in Eukaryota, Fungi, Basidiomycota, Agaricomycetes, Polyporales, Sparassidaceae. Bases 1 to 567 code for a protein of 188 amino acids. The transcript has 6 exons.